Messenger RNA from Danio rerio (zebrafish), 2043 nucleotides. It is a transcript of the gene cerkl, whose product is annotated as CERK like autophagy regulator. Lineage: Eukaryota; Metazoa; Chordata; Actinopteri; Cypriniformes; Danionidae. The record is from RefSeq and is marked provisional. Gene Ontology annotation, molecular function: ATP binding; kinase activity; transferase activity.
GGAGACGCGAGGAACUUCCUCAAGAGCCUAGCGACCGGGAGCGGUAAAUUAAUACACACAGGCGAGUUUGCCCUCAAAACAUACACACUAUGCUUGAAUCCCCGUGUAAAUCGAUAAGUGUCCUCAACGCGUGGUCGGAGAGUCAGGAAGAGUUGCGCGAGACGCAACCGGUGUCUCCUCACGGGACGGAGAAGCGAGUAAAGACAAAAAAGAAAAAGAGAAAACAGAAGCAAAGUCAGAAGCGCUCCGUUUCGGCCCCUCAGUUAUGCCCCGAAGAAGACUACAAGGAGCGAGUAGAAACUAAAUACAGACCGGACGAACCGAUUGUACGAGGAAUCUUCCAAAUUGAAAAAAAGAGCCACGACGUAGUUCUUACGACAACGCGGGUAACAUGGACGCCCAUUCAGCCCGAGACCCCUACAGCUGACCGUGAUCUGAAGAAGCAGGAGGAGUAUGUGGACCUUAAAGACGUGUUUGCAGUGAAGGUAAAGCGGCGGCGGUCAGCUGGACAGCAGUCUGGUGGGACCCUUCUGGGAAUCACACUCUUCCAAUGCAAGAAGAAAGGCCUCAAACUGAAAGAUCAUGCCAUCCAUCUCAACAACCUGAGCGUGGACCACUGUGAGAUCUGGUUCAAAACCCUCAAAGAGCUCCUCAACGGUUUCAAGAAUCGUCCCAAGUCUCUCAAAGUCUUUGUGAACCCCAUCAGUCAUAAGAAAGAGGCAUACCAGAUCUACCUGGAUGAAGUUGCUCCGCUCUUCAAACUCGCUGAUAUACAAGUGGAUGUCACCAUCACUGAGAGGAAGGGCCAUGCUCUGUCCAUUCUGAAAGACUGCAGCUUGGAAGACUAUGAUGGUGUGGUGUGUGUUGGGGGAGAUGGCUCUGUUUCUGAGGUGGCCCACGGGUUGCUUCUCCGGGCCCAGAUGGACGCUGGGAGGGACACAGACUCCAUCUUCACGCCUGUCCAAGCAGCACUUCCUCUCGGCGUAAUACCAGCAGGUUCUACAGAUGUAGUGGCGUGUUCUGUUCAUGGAAUAAGACGUGCUGCGACUGCGGCCUUGCACAUCAUCAUGGGUCACCAUCAGCCUGUGGACGUGUGCAGUUUCAGCUGUAUGGGUCGUCUGCUGAGGUUCGGCUUCUCUGCCAUGUUUGGUUUCGGUGGGCGGACACUCGCAUUGGCAGAGAGACACCGCUGGAUGCCACCCAGCCAGCGCCGCGAGUUCGCUCUCAUUAAAACACUGGCAAAGCUCAAACCUGAAGAUUGUGAACUGUCCUUUUUAACCGCCAAAGGAGCUGAGGAUCAGAAAAAAGCUGAGCUGAACGGAGAUGGAGGAGACAUUUGUGAAGGUGACUGGCAGAGCAGAAAAGGUCUGUUCCUCAAUAUCAGCAUCAUGGCCAUUCCCUGUCUGUGCUCCAUGGCCCCCAGAGGCCUGGCUCCAAACACCAGGCUGAACAACGGCAGUAUGGCGCUGAUAUCAGUUGGCAACACCUCCAGGUCAGAGUUCAUCAAGCACUUGAAGAGAUACAACAGCACAAACAACCAGUUUGGCUUCUCCUUCAUUGAAACUCACAGUGUGAAGGCGGUCAGACUUCGGCCGAGCUCUCAGAGCAGCUGGACUGAUGACGUCUCAGAGGAGAACGAGGAGAGCGAUUCUAAAAACACACCCAUCAUCUCCUCUGAAGGGACGUACCCCUGGAACAUCGACGGAGAUCUGCUGGACGUCCCGUCUGAGCUCCUCAUCAGAGUUCACCCUCAGCUCCUCACACUCUUUGGAUCAGACGUGGAGGAGGCCGAGGAGACGCCGGUGAAAUGCAGCUGUAUCUGAACACACACUCAUACACACAUGCACACAGAGAAUUGCUAUUAAGAACUCAACAAACAAACCGCACAGAGAAAUGCUUUAACAUGUAAAGAGAACAUUUUAUGACAACACAAAAACACACAGUACAUUCCAGUGCAUUACAACUUAAAUAAACCAAAAGACAGUUUUUAAACAAAUUUGUAUCAUUUUUAAAGACUUAACUUAAUAAACAUACACAGAAAAA